Messenger RNA from Anopheles cruzii, 1713 nucleotides. It is a transcript of the gene Tom40, whose product is annotated as mitochondrial import receptor subunit TOM40 homolog 1. The coding region runs from base 175 to 1176 and encodes 333 amino acids. The transcript is spliced from 4 exons. Gene Ontology annotation, cellular component: mitochondrial outer membrane translocase complex; mitochondrial outer membrane. Gene Ontology annotation, biological process: protein import into mitochondrial matrix. NCBI's taxonomy places the organism in Eukaryota, Metazoa, Arthropoda, Insecta, Diptera, Culicidae. The record is from RefSeq and is a predicted model, not a curated record. Gene Ontology annotation, molecular function: transmembrane protein transporter activity.
GUGGUGCGGUUUGCUGCUGCUGCCGUUUUGCGUGAUAAAACCGUGCGCGUUCACAAGUUUUGUGGCACGAAACUCCAUCACGCUUAUCGCCGUGCUACUUCCACCGUAGAUCACAGCAGCAGCCGCUGUCACACCGUACGACGGAUCGUUAGAUUAUUCAGCCGGUUCAGCAUCAUGGGAAACGUGUUGGCCUCCUCGAAGCCGAUCGCUGGUCCCGGCGGGCUGCCUCCACCGAUGCCGACAGAAGCGCUCCCCACCCCAAGCGAUGGCAUCAAACCGACGGAGCGGACGGCGGACGAAUCCAAAGCUCUGCCCAAUCCGGGUACCAUGGAAGAUCUGCACAAAAAAUGCAAGGAUGUAAUGCCGGUGAACUUUGAGGGCGCCAAGCUGAUCAUCAACAAGGGCCUGAGCAACCACUUUCAGGUUUCGCAUACCAUAAAUCUGAAUUCCUCGAAUACCAGCGGCUACCGUUUUGGCGCGAUGUACGUCGGAACGAAUCAGCUCUCCCCAACCGAAGCAUUCCCGGUGGUACUGGGCGACAUUGACCCGACCGGUAACCUGAACGCUAACAUCAUCCACCAGGUGACGCCGCAGGUCCGGUGCAAAUUUGCUUCACAGAUACAAAGCAGUAAAGUGACGGCCGCACAAUUGACGACAGAUUUUAAGGGAUCCAACUACACGACCUCCCUAACGGUAGGCAAUCCCAAUCUUAUUAAUAACUCCGGUGUUGUGGUGGCACACUACCUGCAAGCCGUAACGAACCAGCUAUCGAUGGGUGGUGAGUUUGCGUACCAGUACGGCCCAGCCGUUCCUGGUGGCCAGAUUGCCCUAAUGUCGGCCGCCGCAAGAUACGCCACCGAUCUGUUCACGUGGUCGGGCACGGUCGGUGCGGCCGGCGUGCACCUCUGCUACUACCAGCGUGCAAGCGAGCAGCUUCAGAUUGGUGCGGAAGUUGAGACGAGCUUCCGGAUGCAAGAAGCCGUCGCCACCAUCGGCUACCAAGUUGACCUGCCAAAGUCGGAUCUAGUGUUCCGCGGAAUGGUGGACAGCAACUGGACGGUAGGGGCCGUGCUGGAGAAGAAACUGCAGCCACUGCCGUUCACGUUUGCCCUCAGUGGCAUUCUGAACCACACCAAAAACCAGUUCCGGCUCGGAUGUGGACUGAUCGUUGGUUAGAUCGCGUCACCCAGAUGCACUCUAGAGACAGAUGAGAAAGAGAAUGGUAGAGCAAGCGUUGCAAGCGAUUAAAGUAAGCUAAGCAUUUCCUCGGAAUUUAAACAUUCUUAGAGCGGGCGAUGCAGAGCGAUGGAGCAGAGCAAGCCGUGAAGUGGUGAACCCUGCGUGUGCAACACCUAGUAACUGCAGACAGCGAAACUUAAAGUUCAGUGCGGAAACACAGCAAUACCCCCCCUGUAAAGCAAAGCGAAGUAAAAAAGGAUGUACACACGCCGCGAUGUUGUAGCUAAAGAGUUGUAGUUACACAGAGAGUUUAUUGUGGCCACGUUUAUGAUUGUGUUUCAAUCGGUUCGUGCGGUUUCUUGUCUCGUUUGCCUGGUUGCUAUGGAAAUGUGUUCUCUGCCUGCGCCAGCGUGUGCCAGUCGUGACGGCGAGAGUUUCCGUUUUCACGCGCGCAUCGUCGUCGUAUCCUAUAGUAGUUGAGUAAAGCUAAGUUUUUUUUGUUUACCCCUCUCAAACAGUCCUUUUUAUUAAAAU